CUUCCAAACAGACUCCGCUCACAUUUUUCUUUGCUCCGCUUCCACCAUGAAUUCAGAAAAUUCCUCAGUUGUCAUGAGUAACGAACUUCAACCAACACAACCUGGUGUGGAAGCAGGCCACCAGGCAGUAAACAGCCACAUCUCCCAGAUCCCUGGACUGUCUCCCAGCAUCAAGACUCCUCCUGAGCAGAAGGCCAGAGGACGAAGGGUCGCAGUCCUGGACAGUGAUUCUGACUAUGUCAAGCUUGCAAAACAAGGAGGGCAUAAAGGACUUCUGUGGCAUCAGGAGUCAAAUAUUUUGAAAACGAAUUCAUACAAACCUCCGGACUGGUUCGCCGCUGGAUCUGGAGACAUCAGCGAUCCAAGCAGUCUAAUUAACAGUGAGGAGAAGAAAAACCCUGGAGCUUUUCAACCUCUGGAGCCUCCUUUUGGCACUGACAACAUGUCAGCUUGGGAGAGGGAUAAUAACAGCAGCAAUGAAAAGGAGAAGAGCGACAUCCUUGGUCAUGACAGCCAGAUGGAGAAACUGCAGACGUUAAGUCAGAGUCUUGAGGUCAACAAAUUCAAGAGAAUAGCAUUUGACAAGAAACCAGCCCCCGUCGACAUGUCCAAGCUGCUGAGCUUCGGCUACGCGGAAGAAAACAAACCAGUCCAGUGACGUGUCAAAUUGGAGGACUGCCAGGUGCAUUGGAAAAGGAUGCACGUGCUCAAACGCUUCCGACAGGACCGCUCGCCAUCUUUUCCUCUGACAUAGCCGGUCACACUGAGCCACAUCAAACAUUUUACUGAGUUUGAAUUGUUUUUGCCACGUUAGAUGUAGCGCUCAAGUGUGAAAGCGCUUCAUUGAAUUAAAGCUAGGACCUUUUAUUUAUUGCGCCUGUUAGCUGUGCCUCAUUAACUGCAUCCGUUAAGUAAAGAAGGCCCCGGUUGACUCCUGGUUAAGUUUGUUUUUCUUGUUGCUGUGUCUGUAACGCUGUAAAUGGCAGCUUUUUUUUUUUUGAAGAAACGAUUUUAAUAAAUUUUAAAGCAAUUCA
Messenger RNA from Stegastes partitus (bicolor damselfish), 1034 nucleotides. RefSeq lists its product as uncharacterized. The coding region runs from base 47 to 658 and encodes 203 amino acids. The transcript is spliced from 8 exons. The record is from RefSeq and is a predicted model, not a curated record. NCBI's taxonomy places the organism in Eukaryota, Metazoa, Chordata, Actinopteri, Pomacentridae.